UCUAUAUCGUAUACGAUAUAAACGAUAGAACGUAUUGCUCUUUUCCUUUUUUCUUUAGAGUGAAAUGAAAAAUGAUCGAUGGAUCUUUUCACUUGUCGUAUCGUUCUCACCUGACGUUUCUUUCGUAUCUUGAGGAGACUUUUCAAAGAGAAAAGAAUACCUUUUCUAAGUAUGAAAAAUGUUAACUGAGAUUGAACGAGGGUUUCGAUAUCAAAGAAAUUUUAAUUUAUUAUUCCUACUCGUUUUAUAAUAUAUUCUCAAAGCGUUAGAGACAUAGACGAUGCAAUAGGGUGUAAUAGAACGUUGGGAUCGCAGUCGUAUCAAAGAGGCGUCAAAUUUGACACGUCUCUAAAUCUAUCAUUAAGCGUUACUAUAGCUUUACUAUAAUUUCCUGGCAUAAGCAUACUAGACGUUCGAAAGGUCGAUUAUGGCAAGUAAAUCGUCCAAGUACUUUUCAAUAAAGAUAGCACGGUUUCUAAUGAAAACCGUCGGUUUCUGGUAUCCUGAAACGUCUAAAGAAAAAUGGAUACUCGAUGGGAUAUUAUUUUACACGUUGAUGGCAGUAACAACGUCUUUGAUUAUAGUGUCUCUCGAUUUUUAUUACAGUUGGGGUGAUUUUUACGCGAUCACUUACACGGCGUGCAGUAUAAUGCCGGUGAUAAUAGUGUUACUUAAAAUAUCCAUAUUCAUAUUACAUCGUACAAAAAUGAUGAACUUAAUAAAGUACACACAGGAAAAUUUUUGGUAUAGGAAAUACGACAAUUUUGGUGAAAAGAUAUUAAACGAUAUCGACAAUAAAGGAAUACUUUUGAUGUGUUCCUUUACGUUCUUUGUUCAAGGAACAGCUAUUACUUAUACGCUGACACCUAUAAUAGAAAAUUUAGGUAAAAAUGAUAGCGAUAGGAUUCUACCUUUCAAGAUAUGGAUCGACAUACCUUACUCAACGAGUCCUUAUUUCGAGAUGUUAUUUAUGAUGGAGACUCUCGCCCUGAUACACACGGCCGUUUGUUUUGCCUGUUUCGAUAAUUUUUUAUGCCUCUUAAGCAUGCACGCCGCCGGCCAAUUCAAAAUACUUCAGCACAAGCUCGAGAUGAUUUUUGACUGGGACGUCAAGGUUUCGUUAGAAACGAUCAUUUCUGUGAAUAAGAAGAGAUUAAAUGAUUGCAUUAAGAGGCACAAUGAAUUGAUUAAUUACGUCGAUAAAUUGGAGAAUAUAUUUACUCACACGAUGAUGUGCCAAUUGUUAAUAUCAAGCAUAAUGCUUUGCGUUGCCGGAUUUCAAAUGUUCUUGUCGCAAGGAACAUUGAUAAGAAGAAUGAUAUUUAUCGCUCACACAAACGGCUGCUUUUUUCAACUUUUUGCAAUAACUUUGACUGCAAACGAGAUAUUAAUUGCCAGUCAAGGAGUGAGCGAGGGCGCGUAUGCCGCAAAUUGGCCCUUUCUGCCAUUAGAAAUUUUCGACAACAUGGGUACAAGCCUCCUAAUGAUUAUGAUCCGAGCCCAGAAACCAUGUUGCAUAACAGCCGGUGGAUUUUUUCCUGUUUCGCUCGAAACAUGUAUGGCGGUUUUGAAGACAGCAGCCUCUUACUUUACGUUAUUGAGAAAUAUCGAUGACGAAAAAAACGAUCUAAGUUCUUCAGUAUUCGCGUCAGACAGAACGAUGAACAAAAAGAAAUUUUUCUCGGUUAACGUCGCGAGAUUUUUAAUGAAACUCAUUGGUUUCUGGUCGACGGAUACGGUUAACGAGCAACGUUUAUUGAAUUUACUUUUAAGUUAUACCAUUAUUGCAGUUGCUAUAGCUUUGUGGAUCGAGGCGUAUGAUUUUUAUGUCAGCCUUGCUGAAUUCUACGCACUCACAUAUACCGCUUGCAGUGCAAUGCCGGUGGCAGUAAUUCUAAUGAAAUUAAUCAUAUUUUUACCUAAUCGAAAAGACAUCGUUAAAUUAAUUCGAUAUACCGAGGAAUGUUUUUGGUUUAAAGAGUAUGACGAGUUCGGUAAAAAGAUAUUGGACGAAGUUAAUAAAAAGGGAUCGAUUUUGAUCUGUUGCUUUACGUUUUGCGUACAGAGCACCAUAUAUGCUUACAUGCUCAUCCCUCUAAUAGAAAAUAUAGGAAAAAAUGAGAGCGACAGAAUCCUUCCAUUCGACGUUUGGUUAGGCGGAGUAGACAUACAUUUGUCGCCAUAUUUCGAAUGGGCAUUUACAAUGCAGAUUAUCGCAUUGAUACAUUCAGGACUUUGUUUCUGUUGUUUCGAUAUCUUUCUAUGCCUGUUGAAUCUAACGGUGGCUGGACAAUUCAAGAUUCUCCAACAUCGUUUGGAAAUUUUAUUCGAUAAUAGUAUAUCGUAUACCAAGAAUAACGAAUAUGUUAUCCAAGAGGAAGACGCUCCUGAAACUUUUCAAGAAUUCAAAAGAUGCGUCGAACAUCAUCGUCUGCUUAUCGAUUAUGUAGACGAAUUGGAAAGGAUAUUCGCGAUGGCUACUUUGUGCCAAUUGUUGAUGUCCAGCGUUAUGUUGUGCGUUGUCGGAUUUCAAGUUUUUGUGUCCCGUGGUAUUGCAACACGUCAAUUUCUAUUCGUCUCACACACUUACGGUUGUAUCUUUCAAUUAUUCGUCAUAACGUCCGCCGCUAAUGAGGUAAUCGUCGAAAGUCAUGCCGUGGGUGACGCAGCUUACAAUGCUAAUUGGCAAACAAUAUCUUACGAGCCUUACAAGAAGAUUAAAAUGGGAAUUAUGAUGAUCAUGGCAAGAGCUGAUCGACCUUGUUACAUUACAGCCGGUGGCUUCUUUCCUGUGUCUCUUCAAACGUUUAUGGGGGUAUUAAGUACUGCUACAUCGUACUUCACGUUAUUACGUAAAUUUGACGAAGACGAAGAAGGAUCGAUAAAUGAUAUUUAAUUAUGACUUCCCAUAAUCUGUAUUCAAUAAU
This is a messenger RNA of Vespula pensylvanica (western yellowjacket), 2927 nucleotides long. RefSeq lists its product as uncharacterized. The transcript is spliced from 12 exons. Gene Ontology annotation, cellular component: plasma membrane. NCBI's taxonomy places the organism in Eukaryota, Metazoa, Arthropoda, Insecta, Hymenoptera, Vespidae. Bases 428 to 2896 code for a protein of 822 amino acids. The record is from RefSeq and is a predicted model, not a curated record. Gene Ontology annotation, molecular function: odorant binding; olfactory receptor activity. Gene Ontology annotation, biological process: detection of chemical stimulus involved in sensory perception of smell; sensory perception of smell.